This is a messenger RNA of Hippoglossus stenolepis (Pacific halibut), 1829 nucleotides long. RefSeq names its product forkhead box E1 (gene foxe1). Gene Ontology annotation, biological process: regulation of transcription by RNA polymerase II; cell differentiation; anatomical structure morphogenesis. The record is from RefSeq and is a predicted model, not a curated record. Lineage: Eukaryota; Metazoa; Chordata; Actinopteri; Pleuronectiformes; Pleuronectidae. Gene Ontology annotation, molecular function: DNA-binding transcription factor activity, RNA polymerase II-specific; RNA polymerase II cis-regulatory region sequence-specific DNA binding.
UCCUCAGGUAACGCUGUGUGACUCAUUCUCACACACACCUUAAACAGCGCACAUGGCGCUGUUACACCUUUACUCUUCAACUUAGCCCGACGACGAACUGUGGGAAUAAACUGAAUGAGCGCCGCACGCAGCGAAACAGGAUUUCUUAGAAGAGCAGAGGACUUGAAGGAAGCGUUGGACUUGGACUCAAAGACAGUGAGUUGUGAGGAACAGAUUUUUCUUGAAGGAGGAUUGUUUGUUUCCAUCGUAAAGAAUCAAAUUAGUUUUCUCCGUCAGACUGUGGAAGUGACAGUGCCGCACAGAAUUUGCAGAGAGCUCACCUGAUACUUGAUAGUAGUUCUCUUUCGAGCUGUCCAUGACAAUGCCGGUGGUCAAAGUGGAGAAAGACUCUGCAGCAGACACUUUGUCUGACUCCAACCCUCCGCCACAGACAGAGGAGCAGCCCAAAGGUCGGAGGAGGAAGAGACCUCUCCAGCGAGGGAAACCCCCUUACAGCUACAUCGCUCUCAUUUCCAUGGCCAUAGCAAAUGCCCCGGAUCGAAAACUGACUCUGGGGGGCAUCUACAAAUUCAUCACAGAGCGUUUCCCCUUUUACAGAGACAAUUCAAAGAAGUGGCAGAACUCCAUCCGCCACAACUUGACACUCAAUGAUUGUUUUAUCAAGAUCCCCCGAGAGCCAGGGAGGCCAGGAAAGGGCAACUACUGGGCUCUAGAUCCAAACGCAGAGGACAUGUUCGAGAGCGGCAGCUUCCUGAGGCGGAGAAAGAGGUUUAAGCGCUUAGACUUGACCACCUACGCCGCAUUUGUCCAGGAGACACCAGUUUUCUCUCCUGUCCAGAUUGCCAGGUCAGCUGCAUAUACCAGCUCAUUCUACUCCAACAUGACCGUCAGUCCGACCUACGGGCAGCAGCUACCGUCUGCCUACUACCCCUCGUCAUCACCUCCUGGUUUCGGACCAGGUCAGACCCGCACGUUCAGCAUCAAUAACCUCAUGGGACACCCGACCCCAGCGAGCAUGCUGGGAGGUCAAGGGGCCGAGGGGAUGCAGCAGCCCAGUCAGGGCUAUGCAACAGGACAGCACCUCCAUGCCUCAGCCCACGGACACGCAGAGUCCAUGGAGCAUUACGGCAGGAUCUCCCCAGUGCAGCUGGGUUCCUUCUCCCAGUAUAACAGUGCUGCGGGUCCCAUCAGCAACACCGGGGGUUACCUGCGACACCCCACAUACCCAGGGAAUAUAGACAGGUUUGUGUCUGCUAUCUGAGAUCAUGAGAACGUCGAUUCCAGCAUCUCACUACGUUCUUCACAGAGACUUGGAGACAGCAGCAAGUGAGCCAGACAUUUCUGCACACAAACAGGAUCGUUCUACAUUUUUUGAAUAGACAAAAGUGGUCAGACUGAAUACAGACACUUCUCCUGACACAACUGUGAUUCAUACCAUUAAAGCUAACAAUCCAUUUUUCAGUACUGAGGGUAAUUUACUUAAAGGUCAAGCUUCAAAUCUGGUUUUAAAAUGUCACGGCUUCUUCGCAGCAUGUGAGAAUGUAACAUUCGUCUAAUUUCAUGUGUGGUUUUUGCGAGCUUCUUUUUUUUUGUUGCCAUGACUUGAACGUGCAAGUUAAAAAUGAUUUACAUUACUAAGUAAGUUUAAACGGCAGUUAUUGAAAUGUUACCAUAAAUUAUUGUGUUUCGUGGUCAUAGGCUUUGCAUUAAGUGGCUUUUAUGAAGAACGUCAGCUUUAGUUUUUUUGCAUGUAUUUUGUUGCCAAAUGAAAAUGCAUAUUAAGUCAUCUUUUUGGAAAUAAACAAUCUUAUAUGGGUUUAAGAAUAUCA